UUAUUUCUAGUGGCUAUAUGUUGGGGCUCUACGAAUCCAUUGAUUAAAGCUGGAAGCGCAGGAUUGGAGACAGUCUCAAGUCAAUAUCCAGAAGGUGGAUGGAAGAAGUGGUUGGCCGAAUUAAAGUACUUGCUUACACGCUGGCAGUACGUUUUACCUCUGGCACUCAACCUGAGUGGUUCAGUCGUUUAUUAUUAUACCCUUGGCAAGAGCGACAUGUCAUUAGCUGUACCAAUCACUAAUUCACUUACCUUUAUAUUCUCAUUACUUACUGGACUUUGUCUUGGGGAAGAACUUGGCGGAAAAGAUACUUGGUUUGGAAUGGCUUUGAUUCUUGUUGGUGUCUUGAUAUGUAUAAGCAAAUAG
Halteromyces radiatus is the source of this 366-nucleotide messenger RNA. RefSeq lists its product as uncharacterized. The transcript has 4 exons. The annotation marks the transcript as partial. The record is from RefSeq and is a predicted model, not a curated record. NCBI's taxonomy places the organism in Eukaryota, Fungi, Mucoromycota, Mucoromycetes, Mucorales, Cunninghamellaceae.